Molecule: messenger RNA, 11689 nt
Organism: Antechinus flavipes (yellow-footed antechinus)
Lineage: Eukaryota; Metazoa; Chordata; Mammalia; Dasyuromorphia; Dasyuridae
Gene: MUC4
Product: mucin 4, cell surface associated
Exons: 25
Coding region: 1-8115 (2704 amino acids)
Biological process (GO): cell-matrix adhesion
Source: RefSeq, a predicted model, not a curated record
AUGCUCAUUACUACAGGGGGAACUGCUGAAGGGACAUCUACUUCAGGAGAAUCAUCUACUUCUACCGAACUUCACACCACUCAUGGAUCUACAACACAAAUUCCUACAAGAGUAACAGAGAAAAUAACGUCUGUACCAUCCAUUAUUCAAGAAAGCAGAACAUCCCAGACCACUACAACUCAGGGGACAACCCCAACACCAGCAGCUUCUUCUCAUGGCUCCACCACUGUGACAACAGUUAAAUCUACCACCACUAGUCAACAGCCUGAAAGUUCCCAGACCACUACAACUCAGGGGACAACCCCAACACCAACAGCUUCCACUCAGGGCACUUCUACUCUGAAAACAGCUGAAUCCACAACCACUGGUCAAGAGCCUGGAAGUUCCCAGACCACUAAAACUCAGGGGACAACCCCAACCCCAACAGGCUCUGCUCAGGGCACUUCCACUCUGACAACAGCUGAAUCCACAAACACUGGUCAACAGCCUGGAAGUUCCCAGACCACUACAACUCAGGGGACAACCCCAACACCAACAGCUUCCACUCAGGGCACUUCUACUCUGAAAACAGCUGAAUCCACAACCACUGGUCAAGAGCCUGGAAGUUCCCAGACCACUACAACUCAGGGGACAACCCCAACACCAACAGCUUCCACUCAGGGCACUUCUACUCUGAAAACAGCUGAAUCCACAACCACUGGUCAACAGCCUGGAAGUUCCCAGACCACUACAACUCAGGGGACAACACCAACACCAACAGCUUCCACUCAGGGCACUUCUACUCUGAAAACAGCUGAAUCCACAACCACUGGUCAACAGCCUGGAAGUUCCCAGACCACUAAAACUCAGGGGACAACACCAACACCAACAGCUUCCACUCAGGGCACUUCUACUCUGAAAACAGCUGAAUCCACAACCACUGGUCAAGAGCCUGGAAGUUCCCAGACCACUAAAACUCAGGGGACAACACCAACACCAACAGCUUCCACUCAGGGCACUUCUACUCUGAAAACAGCUGAAUCCACAACCACUGGUCAAGAGCCUGGAAGUUCCCAGACCACUACAACUCAGGGGACAACCCCAACACCAACAGCUUCCACUCAGGGCACUUCUACUCUGAAAACAGCUGAAUCCACAACCACUAGUCAACAGCCUGGAAGUUCCCAGACCACUAAAACUCAGGGGACAACACCAACACCAACAGCUUCCACUCAGGGCACUUCUACUCUGAAAACAGCUGAAUCCACAACCACUGGUCAACAGCCUGGAAGUUCCCAGACCACUACAACUCAGGGGACAACACCAACACCAACAGCUUCCACUCAGGGCACUUCUACUCUGAAAACAGCUGAAUCCACAACCACUGCUGAAUCCACAACCACUGGUCAACAGCCUGGAAGUUCCCAGACCACUACAACUCAGGGGACAACCCCAACACCAACAGCUUCCACUCAGGGCACUUCUACUCUGAAAACAGCUGAAUCCACAACCACUAGUCAACAGCCUGGAAGUUCCCAGACCACUAAAACUCAGGGGACAACCCCAACACCAACAGCUUCCACUCAGGGCACUUCUACUCUGAAAACAGCUGAAUCCACAACCACUGGUCAAGAGCCUGGAAGUUCCCAGACCACUAAAACUCAGGGGACAACCCCAACCCCAACAGGCUCUGCUCAGGGCUCCUCCACUCUGACAACAGCUGAAUCCAAAACCACUGGUCAGCAGCCUGGAAGUUCCCAGACCACUAAAACUCAGGGGACAACACCAACACCAACAGCCUCCACUCAGGGCUCCUCCACUCUGACAACAGCUGAAUCCAAAACCACUAGUCAACAGCCUGGAACCUGGAAGUUCCCGACCACUACAACUCAGGGGACAACACCAACACCAACAGCUUCCACUCAGGGCACUUCUACUCUGAAAACAGCUGAAUCCACAACCACUGGUCAAGAGCCUGGAAGUUCCCGGACCACUACAACUCAGGGGACAACCCCAACACCAACAGCUUCCACUCAGGGCACUUCUACUCUGAAAACAGCUGAAUCCACAACCACUGGUCAACAGCCUGGAAGUUCCCAGACCACUACAACUCAGGGGACAACACCAACACCAACAGCUUCCACUCAGGGCACUUCUACUCUGAAAACAGCUGAAUCCACAACCACUGGUCAACAGCCUGGAAGUUCCCAGACCACUACAACUCAGGGGACAACCCCAACACCAACAGCUUCCACUCAGGGCACUUCUACUCUGAAAACAGCUGAAUCCACAACCACUGGUCAACAGCCUGGAAGUUCCCAGACCACUAAAACUCAGGGGACAACACCAACACCAACAGCUUCCACUCAGGGCACUUCUACUCUGAAAACAGCUGAAUCCACAACCACUGGUCAACAGCCUGGAAGUUCCCAGACCACUACAACUCAGGGGACAACCCCAACACCAACAGCUUCCACUCAGGGCACUUCUACUCUGAAAACAGCUGAAUCCACAACCACUGGUCAACAGCCUGGAAGUUCCCAGACCACUACAACUCAGGGGACAACACCAACACCAACAGCUUCCACUCAGGGCACUUCUACUCUGAAAACAGCUGAAUCCACAACCACUGGUCAAGAGCCUGGAAGUUCCCAGACCACUACAACUCAGGGGACAACCCCAACACCAACAGCUUCCACUCAGGGCACUUCUACUCUGAAAACAGCUGAAUCCACAACCACUGGUCAAGAGCCUGGAAGUUCCCAGACCACUAAAACUCAGGGGACAACCCCAACACCAACAGCCUCCACUCAGGGCACUUCUACUCUGAAAACAGCUGAAUCCACAACCACUGGUCAAGAGCCUGGAAGUUCCCAGACCACUAAAACUGAGGGGACAACCCCAACCCCAACAGGCUCUACUCAGGGCUCCUCCACUCUGACAACAGCUGAAUCCAAAACCACUAGUCAACAGCCUGGAAGUUCCCAGACCACUAAAACUGAGGGGACAACCCCAACCCCAACAGGCUCUACUCAGGGCUCCUCCACUCUAACAACACCUGAAUCCACAACCACUAGUCAACAGCCUGGAAGUUCCCAGACCACUAAAACUGAGGGGACAACCCCAAUCCCAACAGGCUCCACUCAGGGCUCCUCCACUCUGACAACAGCUGAAUCCACAACCACUGGUCAACAGCCUGGAAGUUCCCAGACCACUAAAACUCAGGGGACAACCCCAAUCCCAACAGGCUCUACUCAGGGCUCCUCCACUCUGACAACAGCUGAAUCCAAAACCACCAGUCAGCAGCCUGGAAGUUCCCAGACCACUAAAACUCAGGGGACAACCCCAAUCCCAACAGGCUCUACUCAGGGCUCCUCCACUCUGACGACAGCUAAAUCCAUAACCACUAGUCAACAGCCUGGAAGUUCCCAGACCAGUAAAACUGAGGGAACAGCCCUAACACCAACAGCCUCCACUCAGGGCUCUUCCACUCUAACAACACUUGAAUCCACAACCACUAGUCAACAGCCUGGAAGUUCCCAGACCACUAAAACUGAGGGGACAACCCCAACACCAAUAGUCUCUACUCAGGGCACUUUCACUCUGACAACAGCUAAAUCCACAAACACUAGUCAGCAGCCUGGAAGUUCCCAGACCACUAAAACUCAGGGGACAACCCCAAUCCCAACAGGCUCUACUCAGGGCUCCUCCACUCUGACAACAGCUGAAUCCAAAACCACCAGUCAGCAGCCUGGAAGUUCCCAGAUCACUACAACUCAGGGGACAACACCAACCCCAACAGGCUCUACUCAGGGCUCCUCCAUUCUGACGACAGCUAAAUCCAUAACCACUAGUCAACAGCCUGGAAGUUCCCAGACCAGUAAAACUGAGGGAACAGCCCUAACACCAACAGCCUCCACUCAGGGCUCUUCCACUCUAACAACACCUGAAUCCACAACCACUAGUCAACAGCCUGGAAGUUCCCAGACCACUAAAACUGAGGGGACAACCUCAACACCAAUAGUCUCUACUCAGGGCACUUUCACUCUGACAACAGCUAAAUCCACAAACACUAGUCAGCAGCCUGGAAGUUCCCAGACCACUAAAACUCAGGGGACAACCCCAAUCCCAACAGGCUCUACUCAGGGCUCCUCCACUCUGACAACAGCUGAAUCCAAAACCACCAGUCAGCAGCCUGGAAGUUCCCAGAUCACUACAACUCAGGGGACAACACCAACCCCAACAGGCUCUACUCAGGGCUCCUCCAUUCUGACAACAGCUAAAUCCAUAACCACUAGUCAACAGCCUGGAAGUUCCCAGACCAGUAAAACUGAGGGAACAGCCCUAACACCAACAGCCUCCACUCAGGGCUCUUCUACUCUAACAACACCUGAAUCCACAACCACUAGUCAACAGCCUGGAAGUUCCCAGACCACUAAAACUGAGGGGACAACCCCAACACCAAUAGUCUCUACUCAGGGCACUUCCACUCUGACAACAGCUAAAUCCACAAACACUAGUCAGCAGCCUGGAAGUUCCCAGACUACUACAACUCAGGGGACAACACCAAUACCAACAGCCUCCACUCAGGGCUCCUCCACUCUGACAACAGCUGAAUCUACAACCACUGGUCAACAGCCUGGAAGUUCCCAGGCCACUAAAACUGAGGGGACAACCCCAACACCAACAGCCUCCCCACAGAGUUCCUCCACUUUGACAACUUUUGAAUCCACAACCACUAGUCAGCAGCUAGGAACUUCCCAGACUACCUUUACCUCGUCUUCUGUGGCCACUGUCAUUACAAAACAGACUUUUUCAACGACAAAUCAUGUCACUUCUCCACCUGUUGUGACCACCUCCAAACCCAGCACAACUAUCCAGAUGACUUCUGAGAAUGCUUCAGCCUCCCUAGCUCCAGGUAUUCCACUCUUCCCCUACCAACAGGACCAAAGAUAUGUUGAUUGGAAACUGGACUUUACUAUAGGAGUCUUCAAACCUCAGAUUGGAUUCCCCUUUGGUUCAAAGCUCUGGGAUUUCCUCUAUUUUACAGAUAAUGGCCAGAUCAUCUUCUCAUCCUCAGAAUAUGGCAUUUACUCCUACCCGAACCCACCCUCUAGAACGUUUACAUCCAAUUACCAUUUGGCCACAGUAGCUGCAUUCUGGAGUGAUGCUGAUUUUUCCAGCGGUCGAGGAGAAAUAUUUUACCGGGAAUAUGAGACAUUCUUUGGGAGCGAUGAUAACUUCCUGAAAAAAGUGGAGUAUUGGAUUCUAAAGUGCACAAAAACCCGCUAUAAGGCCAGAUGGACCCUGAAGAUUACAUGGGUUAAAGUCCCUCCAUAUCCAGCCCAAAGAAUAUCUGGGGACAACACCUUCCAGGCCAUCCUCACGACUGAUGGGAGUCAAUCUUUUGCACUGAUCCUUUAUCAAAAUGGUGGGAUGCAAUGGGCUGUGCCCCCAUACCAAGCAGCUGAUGUUCUCAUAGGCUUCUCCAGUGGGGAUGAAUUUUUCUUCAAUGAUCCAUUGACAUCAAGGCCCCCAGAGGAGAAAUAUCGUCCAGAUCAGAUCAAAGGUUCUCAUACAGGCUACAAGGGUUUUCAGAUCUACACGUUACAUAAAGAGGUACGACCAAACUAUCGCCUGAAGUGUUUGCAGUGGUUGAAGAAUUCAAAGACUAGAUGGAACUGGAAGCUGUAUUGUCCUUGCUCCUGGCAGCAGGGCAUCUGGGACCUGCGAUUUCAGCCAAUUAGAAGAGGUUGGAGCAACAGAAAGCAGCUCUGCAGCUUUUCCUCCUGGCAAGGGAACAUCUGCUGUGUGUAUGGUUUCUGGGGAGAGCUUCGUGAUGGCUGGAGUUUCCAGAACCCUUGGGACCUUGGCCAAGAAGAGGAGGCGCAAAACUGGUGCUGCCGGUGGAAUGACAAGCCAUUCCUGUGUUAUCUGUACCAGCAGAAGAGGCCUCCUGUCAGCUGCAUUGAGUACAGGCCCCCUCGACCUGCCUGGAUGUUUGGAGAUCCCCAUAUCACCACCCUGGAUGGUGCCUCUUAUACCUUCAAUGGAUGGGGAGACUUCAUACUGGUUCAAGCCAAGAAUGAAAACGCCUACUUCGAGCUGCAGGGACGGACAGUCAAGAUGGAGUCAGCCGAAGCAACCAAAUUCUCUGCCUUUGCUGCUCACUACCAGUUCAAGACCAUAAACAACACAGUUCAUUGGUUUCUUAUGCCUAAUGAUACCGUCCAGGUUCUGCUCAAUAACCAGAAUGUGACUUUUGCUAACAAUGACAACUUUCCAAAAGAUGUGAAGAUCCACAAUUCCUCCGGCGUUCUCUUGAUUCAGAAUCACUCUAUGAUCUCUGCCAGCUUCGAUGGGGCUGUGGUAGUCUCUGUGCACGCACGCACCAACAUCCUGCAGGCUUUUUCCACUUUGCCGACAGAUUAUCAAAACCACACUCAGGGCCUUCUGGGGGUCUGGAAUAACAAUGUCUAUGAUGACUUCAAGAUGCCCAAUGGUUCCUGCAUUCACUAUAACAGCUCUGAAGAGCUGUUAUUUCGUUAUGGAAUGACCUGGAAUGUCACCGGAAAGAGCUUCUUUGACAACAAAUAUGAUAAUGCCAUCAGCAACUUCACUCCCAUCUUCCUGUCCCAACUGAUGAAGAAGACUCCCGAUGACAAGUGGAAAAUUAUGUGUAAUGGUAGUGAGCCGUGUCUUUACGAUACCCUGGCCACAAAUAACAACGUUAGUAUUGGGGAGGCCACCAGAACCAUCCAGAGAAACUUCCAAAUCAUGAAUGGCACCCUCAACAAGUUCCCGCCCUUCAUUUAUGGUAACAGCUCGAUCCUUGCCUACAUGAAGAAGACCCAGAGACUGAUAUAUCACAGCAACGACAAAGGAGCCAUCUUUAACCUCAGCAGAAAGGCUUCUGACAUCAUCUUCAUGGAAAAUGGAACAUUGCUGUGGACUCCAGCAUCCCUGACCCCUUUUAACCUUGAGAUCCUGGCAAGGAAUGCAGAAGGCUUAUAUUCUCUUCUACAACCAAGAGCUGUUGUCUGCAACUGUUCAAAGGAGAGCCAGUGUAACUACAGCAACAGCAGCAAGAUUUCCAACUCAUCCCUUGAGGUGGCAGCUUGUAAAUGUGACCAGGAAAGCUUUGGCCCUUUCUGUGAACACUCAGUUGACUCCUGUGUUGAAUUAUGUUAUCCUGGUGUCCAUUGUGAUCCUAAAAAGGGAUGUGGUCCCUGCCCUACGAACAUGAUAGGAGAUGGGAGACAUUGUGCAAGUUGUGAGAUUUUAGAGUGCCCCAAAGAUUAUUGCUUCAAUGAUGGAAAGUGCUAUAUCUCCUCCACCUGCCAGUUCACCUGUGCCUGCCCCCCACCUUUUACUGAUGCUAGAUGCUUCCUAGCUGGGAAACCCUUUACACCAACCCUAAUUGCAGACAUUCCUGUGAGAACUAUCCAGCUCUUACUCAAAGAAAAUGAAAUGGCUACCGAACAAGAAGUCAAUGCCACGGUCAUUUAUAUGCUGGAGUCCCUAGAAGGUCGGGCUUUUCUGAACAACAGCCGGGUUGAAAAAAUCAAUGUCACAGGUCAGGUUCAGAAGUGGAAUGUGACUGCAGAGUUCCAGUACCUCCCUCAGGGCUCUGUGAUUGACUUCCUGAACAAUAGGCUGAUAGAAGCUAUCCUUGAGCUCUUCUGGAAACAGGAUAAACCCUCAAGGAUUUCGAAUCCACGGGAAAAUGUGUCUUUUUCUCCUAUUACAGAGAAAGAUAUUCUCAGUAUAAAAAUACUUGAAGUGGACGAGCUGAAGCAAUACUUCGACUGCAACGGCACUUACCCUGGUUAUCGUCUCGUCUACAAUGACAAAACUGGCUUCUCCUGUGUGUCUCCAUGUGAUGAGGGCUACUGCAAGCACAGAGGCCUCUGUCAACACCUGCCCAGUGGGCCGAAGUGCAGCUGUGGAUCCUACUCCAUCUACUCCCCAUCGGGCGAGCGCUGUGAGCACUUGGGCAUAAGAAUGGGAGCCUUCUUCGGGAUUUUGUUUGGAGCCCUGGGUUUUUGCCUCCUCUUGGGGAUUGGAAUCUUCCUGAUUCUUCGAUACCUCCAAAAUUCAAGGAAUUGGUACUCUGUCAAUGAUUCUCAAGGGUGAAAACCCAAGGGCAAAGCAGAGCGGGCUGCAGCUCCAACUUCGCUUUUACAGUUCUAUGAUCUGGGGCUUUGGGAGAAAACAUGGAAAUGUUUCAGGAUUUCUGAGGGAGAAUGGCUAAUGACUGAGAGGAUGGACUGGGACAAUGCACCAUAGCAAUAUAUACACAGGGAGACAAGUGGCAAUGAGACAUCCUUGUGUAUAUACCCAACAGGACUCAUUUGGGGUAAUGGGUCGAUGCACUUUGGGUGAUAUUUUGCACAUGAGACUCUUUGGAUAAAUGAAACCUAUUUAAAUAAAUUGUUCUUGGAUUUCAUGAGUUCAAAAGCUAAGGAUUCCAUUUCUGACUUUUCACAUCUUGGGCAACAAGUGCAAUCUACGUGUCUCAAAGGGCCCUUAUUAUUGUUGGUCCCUUCCUACCCCACAAUUUCUAUAAUGCUAAUUCCAUAUUUGACCUAAAGCUGAUACAUGCAAAAUCCUUCUAUCAAAAUGAGGUAUAAUAGUCUUCCCCGUUUUUGUUCUGGACUGCCAACAAAGAGUUCUAUCUCUGUCUCUAUCUCUCUCUGUCUGUCUCUCAGUCUCUCUGUGUCUGUGUCUGUCUCUCUGUGUCUCUCUCCCUCUUUCUCUCCUUCCCCCCUCUCUUUUUCUUUCUCUCUCCCUCCUUCUCUUCUUCCCUCUUUCCCUUCUUCUCUCCCCCCUCCUUCUUUUCCUCCUCCUCUCUCUCCCCCUUUCCUUCUCUCCCUCUCCCUUGCUUUCUCUCUCCCUCCUUCCUCCCCUCCCUUCCUUUCUUUCCCUCUCUCUUUCCCUCCUUCUCUUCCUCCCUCCUUCCCUUCCUCCCUCCUUCCCUUCUUCCCUCCUUACUCCCCUCCCCCCACACACUCCAAUAGUCUCAGAACUCAGUAAGAUUUUUGAAAUAUCCUAUUUCAUUUCUCAUUAAAUGCUUAACAAAAAUCAAUUUAAAAAUAAUAAGCAGGAAAGAAACAAGCACAUAUUUAACAGCAAGAUAGAGAAAUGAGUUAGAAAGAUUGGUUUGAGUUCUACAAUUGAAUGGAGUCUAGAUCCAAGAAGUCAAGGUGCCAUUUUGUAUAUUGCUGAUAGGAUGUCUUCAUUUUUCGGAAUCUUUUUAUCUAUUUGUAUCUAGAGAAUUUUUGCAAUAAUAUGUAUAUAUGUGUUAUAUAUACAUGUGUGUCAGUAUAAUUAUAUACACACACAAAUAUAUGUACAUAUAUUUACAUAUACAUCAAAAAAUACAAGAGUAACUAGCCAUUUAUGGGAUAUCUAUAUAUGUACAAGACUGAUUUAUAUAAAUAAGGAUAGAAACUAAACCUGUGAUCUAAUUGGUACAAACAGAGAUCUGCAACUGAUAGUUAGAGUUACACAGAAUACCAGGAUCACAAUGAAAUGUAGAAGCUAAUUUCAGGACUAGGGCAUGCAGGAUGCAAGAGAAAAACAAAUUCUCCAUCUGUCAUCCAUUCUUAACAAAAAUUCAAUGAUCACUUCUUGACCAAGCAUUGACCAUAAGUCUCAUCACGACUUAAUUGUGAGAUUUAACCAUAUACAACCCCUAAUUUCAAAUUUUAAGGCAAGACUUUCUUCUAGAUAUAGUGCCAAGAUCUACUCUCAAGUGAAUUUUAAAGUAUUACCAACUUUAUUGGUAUAUGGUCUGUGUUAGUAUUUUAUAAAUAAAAGAAAUAAUUCAUCAUAUAUACACAAAUGCAUAAAGACAAGACUUUCCUGAAGUAACAUAAUAUUUUAGGUUAUUGCUAUCAAUGACUUUUACAAGUAUAAAUGAGGUUAAAAAAAAACCAAAACCUUGGUUUCUGCACUUUUGCCCAGAGAUACACCUACUUAAGUCAUCCCUGGCUGAAUUGUUCCAGUGUCUUUUCUUGCAUGAUUUUCACUAGUCCAUUCCCUGUGAUUUUUUGAAUUUAUCUUAAAGCUCUUUAAAUUUCAGGGACCAUGACCAUUUGCCUUCCUUUGCAAGUAUCUAAACCAUUAAUAAUCAUAGAUGAAAACUUCAUAAAGACUAUUUGAAAAUUUUUGCUGGUGAGUCCCAGAACCAAAAACAAGUUGAAGUCGAUUAUAGUUAUAUACCAAGAAAUGGGGAAAAUCAUGGCUAGGGCAGAUAAGGGGAAGGAAAAGCAAUGUCAAUAGUGGGCUAUUAGUUCCACAUUAUAAAUUGAUGAUUGGCCAAAUGAUGUUACAGUAGGUUUUCAUAAUUUAAUGGUAGGAGUUGAUUAUAAUAUGUUGAUGACAUUAGUAUGAAACCUGAUUUGUCAGGGGAAUGGGGUAUACUUGCACAAUAAAUUUGAGCUAUUCCAGUUUGGGGGGCUAAGGUGAAGUGGUUGGGAUGUAUUUGGAUUAUAUGAGACUUAUAUUAGUGUUUGUGUGUAACUCUUAUCCAAAUGACCAUUUGGAAAUUUGUUCUCUUUGACUAGGCAUAUGCAUUAUAAAAGUUUUGUUUUUCUCUUUUUUUCCAAUGGAGAAGGGGGGGUGACAGAGAAGGAGAUAAGGAUAAUGGGAUCAUAUUCUUAUCUCCUUCUCUGUAUGGAAAAGUUGGAGCUUCUUUUGCUGUUUACAUUGGCUCAAAGUAGUUUACAUUCUCUGUAGAGUUAUAGGUCACGUUCCCAGGACAUGGCUACCAUUGUACACUUAUGUAAGAUAAUUUGCAAAUCUUAAAAUACUAUGUAAAUGCAAGUUCCCAGUUCUAAGCUCCUAUGAGCCUAUCUUCAAGUCUAAUUGUCUCACAUUACAAAUGAGGGAACUGACAUCCAGAAAAGCUGAAAAUUUGCCCAUAGCUCUUUUCAACAAUGAGAUGAUUCAGGUCAGUUCCAAUGAUCUUGUGAUGAAGAGAGCCAUCUAUACCCAGAGAGAGGACUGUGAGAACUGAGUGUGGACCAAACAUAGCAUUUCCAUUCUUUUUAUUGUUGUUACCUUGCAUUUUGUUUUCUUUCUCAUUUUUGUUUCCUUUUUGAUCUGAUUUUUCUUGUACAGCAAGAUAAUUGUAUAAAUAUGUAUACAUAUGUUGGAUUUAACAUGUAUUUUAACAUAUUUAACAUGUAUUAGAUUACGAGCCAUCUAGGAGAGGGAGUAGAGGGAUGGGAAAAUUUGGAACACAAGGUUUUGCAAGGGUCAGUGUUGAAAAUUGUCCAUGCAUAUAUGUUUUAAAAAUAAAAAAUGUUAAUUAAAAAAAACUUUUUUUGAUUUGUCCAUAACCACACAGGGAGAUGUCAUAAAGGACUCUAUGCCAAAUUCAAGGCUCUUUCAACUAGACUAUAUAGAUGACACCAUUCCAACUAUACAUAUAUAUAAACAUAUGUAUACACACAUGUACAAAUGUAUAAGCUUUACAUAUGUAUAGGUACACAUAUACAUAAAAUUUAGAAUAGGAAUUUGUAAUUAGUGUAAAUUUCAUGAGGACAAGAUUCAAAUGCUAUCUAAACUUUGUAUUUUCUGAAGCAAGUUGUACAAUGCUCUGCAUACAGCAAGUGUUUAAUGCUUGUUGAAUUAAAUUGAAUUGAAACUGGAGGAUUUCUUUGAGAGGGGAAAUAAAGUUAUACAUGCACAAAAUCACAAA